GUUGUACAGGGGGAUGCACAAUCUCUAUUUGGUUGCGGGAAAUAUGUUUUAUUUUCUAAAUUAAGAAAUGACCGAAAACUUUUAAUGUAUCCAGUGUUUCAGAUUGUAUCAGCAGACACUUUUAAAUGAGGAUGCUUUCGCCGACAGAGCUGACGAUCAUAUGUUUGAUCAGGAUGGUGUUAUGUCAUUUUUCCGACUGCUUUACAAACUAGCAGGUAAACUUGAAAAAAAUUAUAAUAAUAAGCCGUGGCAGAAAGCUUUACCUUUAUCACGACAUUUGACCGAAAAGACCCGAAAUCGUAUUUUCUGACCACUUUUAUCCGUAUUUAUUCGCUUAUGUGCUGUUUUUGCUUUUCGAUGUUUUAUUUGCUCUGUUUGGAUAAGUUGGACUGGAUUAAAAAGCCAAAGGAUCUUGUCGAGUUAAUGGCUUUUCUAUGGAAAUAGUGCUGACUAUACAUAACCUGUGGUCUGAAUACGAAAAAUCUGUUUAAUACUCAGAAAUAACUGUAUUUGCUUCCUGUUUACGCCGACGAAAGCAACCUGAGGAGUUUAUACUAAGUUUGUGUGCGAUCCGCUAAACCAGCUGUAGCUCGAGCUCACAGCUGUUCAUUAAAUUAGUGUAUCGAGGCGACACCAUUUCGUUUGGAAAAUAAAACAAAAUGCGAUAGACACGGGAAAGCAGUUCAUUCAGUUAAAUUGGAUCGGGUAUUUUGGCGUGAGGCCUGCUGGUCGGGCUUUUGCCGGGUGAGAUUUGGGGGUUAGGCCGCGUCAGAUCGCGUUCAGCCCGGCCGUGAGUGACGCGCAGUCCCGGCGCCAGAGGACGAGCUAUGGAGAGGAUGGAGGUGGACCAGUGCGCAGGCGCAGGAGGAGCCCUCCGAAGGUCGAACAGCGCCCCCAUGAUCACGAACGUCAGCGACGGGACGACAGUAUUCAGCUCUAAUAGUUCGGCUCGGUAUCGUCGGAGCAGCGUUUCUGUGAACCCGAGCUGUCCCUCCCGGACCCUUCCUCUGUCCCCAUUCUCCCUGCCAUGUGAGAGAUCCGAACACAAGAGACAGAUUGAGAAUAUGGAGCUCACUUUGAGAGGGAGUUUGCAGAGACUAAGUGCCUCGCCUGCUGUUCCGUUCCCUCCUGCGAGUCAUUGGCAUGACCAUCUGUCUCCAGGAUUCCAUUCCCAGGACAGCGGUGUCACUCCUAAUUCCUCACCCAGUCCAAUUCGAAGGUUUCGAGGAGGAUCUGUGAGCUCUGGAGUGAGAUGGCCAUCAGUUGCACCUUUGAAAAGGAAAGGUGGAGUGGAAUCGGACGGUCCUCCCAAAAAGCUCUUUGUUGCUGGAGUCACAGACCCUGCUCACAUAACCAGUUACACAGUCAGUGUUUCCCAGUCAGUGGACUCUUCCUCUGGGACUGCUCCUGUCGAUUCAAACACCCAGGCCACCCCCCUGUCCCUCUCCCCUCCGUCCCACUUCACCUCUCACCACCCCAGCAUCUAAACCCCAGUAUUCAUCACAUCAUAGUCCACAUCAUCAUCUUGUAGAGCUUUGGACUCAAGGUGUUGUAAAAUGAAGACCAAACUUCGACCUAAACUCGGUUCUGUCCCUUUUUGUUUUUAAUUUGGUGCUUUGAAUAGAGUAUUUCAGCUCAAUCACUUCUGAAGGAAAUUCGACUUUGUUGUGUGACUUUGAUUUCAAAGGAAAUCAAGAUGCAAUAGAAGAAGACAAAAUCUUCUGGAUGUAUCUGACAUGACAACAUGGACGCUGCAGGCUAUCAUGUGAUUUGUGAAUAAUUAUGGAUCUUCCGUGCCUAUGGAAUAGUUUGUUAUAUGUAUGAAACAGUAUCUGCAAUAACACAUUGCAAUGAAAGUGUUCAGGUAACUGAAACCUGGCGCAUAUUGACACAAAGAACCUUUCCCUAGUGUACAGAAGUGUUCAAGAGAAAGACCAGUUUUGCUCUUCUUUGUUUUCCUCAACUUUUGUAUUUUGGCACAUCUUCAGCUUCCAUUGACAGGGUCCAACAGUCUGGUAAAACGUCCAGAAUGCAUAGAAAAUGGACUAAGGAUAAAGAGUAUUAAAAUCAGUUGGCCAUAGGUGUCAACUUUUUGUAUAAAUGUGUAAAAAAAUGUGAAUAAUCGAAUAUUAUUUUGGUAGGUUAUUAAUCCUAUGUUUUUCUCUUGCGUUUAUCCGAGGGCUCUGAUGUCUGUAAAUAUGUUUAUUUUUCCAUAUAACUUUUAGCUUGGACUGAACUUUUUGAGUUGGAAAAAUAUUCCUUAAAUCAUUGGAAAGGAUACCAGCGAAUUCAGGCAACUCCCACAUUUUAAUUCGCUUAUCGCUUACUUGAAGGAAUAGUUCACCCAAACAUGUAAAUUUGCUGACAAUUUAUCUACCCUCAGGGCAUCCAAGAGUUUGUUUCUUCAUCAGAACAGAUUUGGUGAAAUGUAGCAUUAAAUCACUUGCUCACCAAUGGAUCCUCUGCAGUGAAUGGGUGCCGUCAGAAUGAGAGUCCAAACAGAUGUUAAAAACUUUACAAUAAUCCAGAAAUGAUGAAGUUAAAAUGGCUUAAAUUUUGGAUUUGGACUCUCAUUCUGACGGCACCCAUUCACUACAGAAGAUCCAUUGGUGAGCAAGUGAUAUAAUGCUACAUUUCUGCUGUAAUGCUAAAUGUAAUGCCAUCUCUGUUCUACUGAAGAAACAAACUCCUCUACAUCUUGGAUGGCCUCAGGGUGAGUACAUUUCCAGCAAAUGUUUAUUUUUGGGUGAACUAUUCCUUUAAAACAAGUACUGUAAAGACUAGAUGUCUCACCUUGCAUCUACAAUCCAAUGUUGGAGUAUACGCAAAGCACUUUCAGUGAAAAGUCCAUAUCAAAAACUGACCUAGAGCCUUAGAAUGUAUCCCGUCUGAGGCAAGAUGCUUUUCAGUACUGCCGCAGUGUGAAAAAUCAUUAGUCAAACAGUUUUUUCCCUCCUAAUGAAACCCUAAACAAGACUUUUAUAUUGUCGAAUUAUGUACAGAAAUUGAGGAGUUAAGAUACAUGCAAGGGUUAAGCUGUUGCAUUACAAAACCAGAUGAAUCGUUUCUACAAUCACAGUUUCAGCGGAUAUCAUACUCUUCCUCUUGUACUAUUUGCACAGUGUUAGAUGUCAAUGUUGCUGUUACAUGAGUGGGAUCAUAUUUACUUUUAUUGUAAUGGGUCUUGUUUUGUAUGUUUUAAUUGUUUGAAUCCUUCCACCUGGGAAAUAUUUUCAGCUCUUUUAAAUCGAUCUGCUUUUUGUAUAAAAGCAGCAGCUCUGGAUUGUGGCUUUCAUUAUGGCGUUUGAGCUGGAUGGAGCUCAUUGGAAAUUUAUUAUCCAAAAAGUGACAUGCUGCAGUUAACUGAACUGGAAGCCCUUCUAAAGCAAAUUUACCAUGAUACAUCACAGCAUUAUGCAAAUUAUUAGAUUGUGGUGCAUGUUACAUUGUUAUUUAUGAAUGUGUAAAGGCACUUGUUGCAGUAUGUACUUCAGUGUCAAUGUAAAAAUAUAUUUCAAUUAUUGAUUCCCAAAGUCUUUAUUGAAUCGCCACUAAAGUUGCACAACAGACAUUUGGAAGCCGUUCCUCUGUUUCCAUAUUCAUGUAUCAGGAGGAAUACAGCUCAUUCUUUGAUAUAAUGUCAUUGCCUUUUAUUUUUACUCAUUUCGUUUUAAAUUCAAUGAUAAUGCUUUACAGGUUUUGAGUUUUGAAGUUUUAAUUCCAAAGUUACUUUGCAGUGUCAUCUGCAAUUUCCAGUUAUUGGGGUCCUUUGGAUUUCAAAGUUUGAUACCAAUGUUUAUGGGUCUUUAAAAGUGAUUACAAAUGUGCAAUAUGCAUUAAAGUUGCUGGAAUUAGUAUGUCAGGUUCAUCUGGAUAAUCAGUUAAGUUCAUUGGGAUACCAGGUAUUUAUCAAGAACCUGAACGAAAGACUUGACAGCUGUUUGUUCUGAAUCGUUUGUAUAAUCUAGAAUAAGUACCAUGUGAUUUAUUUUUCAGAUUUGCCAUACACUUACUAUGACAGGAUCUGUUGUAUCUGUGUGUCGGAGAGAGAAUCAUGAUUAGUCCUCUGUUCUCCUUAAAUGACUGACUGGUGUUGUGAAGAAACUAAAUGGAUUGUGAGCACACGAAAAACAUUGUAAAGAUAUGCCAAAGCCGAUAGAGUUUGCCUAUCAGUUGUUCAAGUUGUAAAUAUAUUCUGGAAGCCAGAAAAAUUAAGGGAAAGAUGGAUAUUGUUUUGACAUUGGUAGCAAAAGUAAAUUUAUUCCCUCUCAGUUGCUCAAGAUGAAUGUCCAAUUAUCAGAGAAAAAAUGUCAUUUUCCAUAAAAUGUAUAUUAUACCAUAUAUUCUUAUGAAAAAGAUCAUAAUUAAAAACUCAUUUUAUUGA
This is a messenger RNA of Cyprinus carpio (common carp), 4384 nucleotides long. Its product is annotated as P2R1A-PPP2R2A-interacting phosphatase regulator 1. NCBI's taxonomy places the organism in Eukaryota, Metazoa, Chordata, Actinopteri, Cypriniformes, Cyprinidae. The record is from RefSeq and is a predicted model, not a curated record. Gene Ontology annotation, molecular function: protein serine/threonine phosphatase inhibitor activity.